This is a messenger RNA of Pieris macdunnoughi, 4341 nucleotides long. The record is from the annotation of a GenBank genome assembly. Lineage: Eukaryota; Metazoa; Arthropoda; Insecta; Lepidoptera; Pieridae.
AUGGAUCCCGGUUAUUUUGAUACGGAGAGAGAACAGAACCCGCGGGAGAAAGCGAAUUUGUUUUCUAAAACAUGCUUUUGGUAUACUCGACAAUUAUUCGAAAAGGGCAGAAAAGGGCAGCUCAGCAUAUCCGAUGUUUACAGAUGUACUCCAGGUCACAGAGCUGCCCCACGCGGUGAUGUAAUGAGUGAAGUAUGGAAAAAUGAAGUUAUGAAACAAGAUAAAACAAAAAAGCCAUCACUGCUCCGUUGUAUAAUAAGGAUAUAUGGAAUUAAAUUUCUUGUAUCGAAUAUAAUAUUUGCAUUAGUUGAUACUUCACUUAGAAUAUCAACGCCAAUGUGCCUCGAAGGUCUUAUUAAUUACUUUUCGCCGUCUCACGCCGGCGUCAGUACAUCCGAAGCGUACUUGUAUGCGCUUGGAGUUGUUAGUUUUAUGGCGAUGAACGCCAGUUUUAUCCAUCCAAUGUUACUAUUUCUCUUGGACAUGAGUAUGAAGAUCAGGGUGGCUUGCUGUUCUUUAAUUUAUAGAAAGCUUCUCCGUCUAGACUUAACAGCUGGCGGCAAAGCCUCCGAAGGCUUAGCGGGUCACGUGGUCAAUCUUCUGACGACGGAUGCCCAAAGAUUCGAUAUGGCCAGUCUCUUCAUGAUUGAUCUGGUCAGGACACCGAUAGAGAGUGUCAUCAUAGUCUACCUCAUGUAUCGCCAGAUUGGGAUCUCUUCAAUUAUUGGAGUCGCUUUCUUGAUCAUGUUCAUUCCUUUACAGGGUUAUUUGGGAAAGAUUUCAAGUCGUUUCCGUCAAAAAACAGCUGUUCGUACGGACAACAGAAUUCGUUUGAUGAACGAAGUGAUUCAAAGUAUUGAGGCUAUUAAAAUGUACGCAUGGGAGAAUGCUUUUGCUAAUAUAAUUGGGAAAGCUCGGAAGAAAGAAAUGAAUGUCAUAAAAAAGAUGUCAUGGCUGCGGGCGGUUAUGAUAUCGUGCGUCAAAUUAAAUACAAAAGUUGCCAUAUUUAUUAGUAUAAUAUCGUUUAUUUCGUUCAAAAACGAUUUAACUGCCGCCAAAGUUUUUGUUAUUUUCUCCUAUUAUGAAAUGUUGAAAUAUACGUUAGUUGAUUUUUUGCCACUGGCAAUCACGUUUACGUUGGAGGCAUAUGUCAGUGUGAAGCGGAUGCAAGAAUUUUUAUUAUUACCUGAAGUUGAAAAUCAAGAUGGGGUCGAUUUGAUUAAUAUUGAAAAGAAAGAAAUGAAAAGUAAUGGUGUGUUUGAAAAGAUUGGAAAUGGGCAACAGGCUUACAUAAAAUCAGAAUCAAAUCUAGAACAAUUGAAACCAGAAAUUCUACUCAAUUUUAAGGAUUACACGGUAUAUUGGAAAAAUGUUGAAGAAGAUGUAUCGGAUAGAAAAACACCCGCUUUGAUGGAUAUUAAUUUAGUGAUAAAACCAGAGACGCUCACGGUGAUAGUCGGCACAGUGGGCUCUGGUAAGUCCACACUAAUACAGGCGAUGUUGAAGGAACUCAUACCUAGUAGGGGCACGCUCAACGUGCGCGGCAAUUUGGCGUACGCUGCGCAAGAGCCGUGGUUGUUCGAUGCGUCCGUUCGCCAGAACAUAUUAUUUGGACAGGACUUAGAUCUGAGAAGAUACAAGCAAGUGAUAAAGUGUUGUCAGCUGAAAACCGAUUUAGAAAUUUUGUCACAUGGUGACAAAUCUGUUGUAGGGGAAAGAGGUACAUCUCUGUCGGGCGGACAGCGCGCGCGCAUUUCCCUAGCGCGUUGCGUAUACCAACACGCUGAUGUCUAUCUAUUGGAUGAUCCCUUAGCUGCUGUUGAUGCUAAGGUAGCCCAAGCGAUAUACGAAGAGUGUAUACGUGGUUUUCUACGCGACAAAGCAGUUGUAUUGGUAACACAUCACGUACAGUACGCACGACAGGCGAACAACGUGUGCGUCAUGAGAGGGGGAAAGAUGGUGGCACAAGGAUCAUACCAUGAACUCAAAAAUGGCGUACCAGAGUUUGAACAGCUUAUAGAAAUGGGAGAAAGGGUUGAAGAAGAGAAGCAGAAGCAGAAGGUGACGUCAUAUGAGAAUAAGGAGAGUAUGGAGCACUCUCACGUUCUUCGCUCCCAACGGUCAAUGUCGGAAGCAUCACAGCUGUCAUUCAAUCUGGAUUUAGACAAUAAUUCAGAUCCCAAAUAUGAAGGUGAAAGUCAAAACAAGGGGUCAGUAUCAAGUGGCGUGUACGUUUCGUACAUAGCGAGCGGCGGUGGGAAGUUUACAAUGCUACUUCUACUCUCACUGUUUUUAGUAGCGCAGGUGUUCUACUCGUCUACUGACGUCUGGCUGAAAGAAUGGGUAAACUUGGAAGAGUCAAAUAGUGCUCAGGUCAUAGCGAUACGAAACAACGCUACAACGACACCUGAAGUUAUAUACGAAAACCUACCCCGUAACCGUUGGCACCUAACACGCGAACAGUGUGUCUACAUAUACGCCUCACUUAUCGGCAUUUGUAUGUUCUUCACCUGGAACAAACUGCUGGUUUUCUACAACACCUGCAUUCGUGCUUCUGUACAGCUCCAUGAUACAAUGUUCAGGGGGGUAACGAAUGCACCAAUGUGGUUUUUCAACCACAAUCCGUCUGGAAGGAUCCUCAACCGGUUCUCGAAGGAUAUGGGCCAAGUUGACACAUUGCUGCCCGUCGCCUUGGUGGACUGUCUUGGAUUCUUCCUGGAAGUUAUAGGUAUCCUGAUAGUGGUGUGUUUAGUGAACUGGUGGCUGCUAUUCCCAACGGCGGGUGUAGCUUUCCUUCUCUUUCUCUUACGAGCUCUGUUCCUCAGCACCAGUCGAGAAUUAAAGAGAAUUGAAGCUAUAGCCCGGAGUCAAAGCCUGAACCAUGCGGCAGCGACUGUGUCAGGCCUAGCCACGAUCCGUUCGACGGGCGAACAGCAACGAACACUCGCACGUGAAUUUGACAAGCUCCAAGACCUCCACAGCUGUUCGUGGACCCUGGUACUCACAACAAAUAGAGCUUUUGGAUUCUGGAUGGACAUGGUCUGCUGUCUUUAUCUGGCUACCGUCACUUUUAGCUUUUUCCUCUUCGCCAGCGAUGGAACGAUGGGUGGAAAUGUGGGUCUGGCGAUAACUCAAGUGAUAGGUCUCGUGGGUAUGUGUCAGUAUGGGAUGCGGCAAACCGCUGAAGUCGAGAAUCAGAUGACAUCUGUUGAAAGAAUUCUAGAAUACACCAAUCUACCUCCAGAGAUGCCGGUAGAACCAGACCAGAAAGCGUUGAAAGCUGAGUGUCCGAACUUGAACUUUGAAGAAUGGCCUGAUCACGGAGAAAUAGUCUUCGAAGAUGUAUCACUGGAGUACGAGAAACCGCCGAAGCAAGAAGCAACAGAACCAGCUCCUAAGAUAGAUGAAACGUCGUACGCCAUUCGGGGUGUUAACUUCUCAAUACGGCCAGGGGAAAAAGUUGCUGUGGUUGGAAGAACUGGAGCAGGAAAGAGUUCUCUUAUUGCAGCUCUGUUUAGAUUGAACAAGAUAACUGGAAAGGUAUCAGUGGACGGGGUGUCAGCGGAGUUGGCUGGUCUUCGCGCGUGGAGAUCCCGUCUUUGCGCUUUGCCACAGAGACCGGCAUUAUUCGCAGCUUCGCUGAGGGACAACUUGGAUCCAGAACAGAAGUAUAGCGAUGCACAAAUACACGCUGCGUUGCAUGAGGUAGAACUCCAAUCGCUAGUCUCGGCCCUCCCAGGGGGGCUCUCUUCUCGAGUUGGGGAUGGAGGGGGGAACCUAUCGAGUGGACAAAGACAGCUCGUGUGCUUGGCUCGAGCUGCUUUGGCGAGACGAGCCGUGCUUGUCUUGGAUGAGGCUACCGCUAAUGUAGACACGGAAACUGAUCGUCAAAUCCAAAGCACGAUUCGCAGUAAAUUCGCGAGUUCCACAGUCCUCACCAUCGCGCAUCGAUUGAACACCGUGAUGGACUAUGACAGAGUUAUCGUGAUGGACAAAGGUCGCGUCGUCGAGUCUGGUCAUCCAUUUGAACUGUUGACGACCACUGCACAAUCGAAAGUAGAGAAUCAGCCCCGACGCGCACUUCUGUCCAAAAGCCAGGCUCCUUUGGCAAUUCCAGAAAACUUUGCAUUCCAAUCAUCUGGUGAACGACAUGAAGAAUCCGAGACACUCAUUUUGUCCAAAGAUAGGAUUAGAACUUAUUCUAAUAGAUCCGAGCUGAGUGAGCCGGAAGGCGGCAUAUUCAAGGUGCUAGUGGAACAGACCGGACCGGAGACGGCCGCCAUGUUGUACAAAAUGGCGGAAGAGAGUUACAAGAAACUUCAACAGAAAAAGAACGCUUAG